Solanum dulcamara is the source of this 663-nucleotide messenger RNA. RefSeq names its product heavy metal-associated isoprenylated plant protein 47-like. The record is from RefSeq and is a predicted model, not a curated record. NCBI's taxonomy places the organism in Eukaryota, Viridiplantae, Streptophyta, Magnoliopsida, Solanales, Solanaceae. Bases 67 to 516 code for a protein of 149 amino acids. The transcript has 3 exons.
CUUUUAAGAAUAUUAUUAUCAUAGAUUGGUCCAUUAUUCUAAUUUCUAUCCAUUUGAAUAAGAACAAUGAAGAAAAAAAUUGUCAUUAGAGUGGCUAUAAAUGGAAAUUCUCCUCCCACACUGAAGAAAUUUGUUGUGGAUUUUUUAAAGUUAAAGUACUUUAAAAAAUGGUGGGGGCAAUGUUGGGGGAAAUGUUGGGGGCACAAAUCCCAGUCUUCUAGCUCCAAAAAUCAGAGCAAGCUCUUGUCAAUUGCAGCAAAAAUAAAAGAUCUGGAGAAAGUAGCUAUAGAAGGAGAAGAAAAGAAUGAGCUAAUGGUGAUAGGUGAAGGAAUUUGUGCAGCAAAGCUUGUCACUAAACUUAGGAAGAAAGUGGGCUUUGCUGAACUUGUGAGUGUUGGUCCAGUGGAGAAAAAGAAAGAAGAAAAACCAGUAGUACCAUUUGUCUAUGGCAAUUAUCAAAUGCCUCCUCUUCAAUUUUGGGAAGUUAGAGAUCCCUAUUAUUAUCCUUUUUGGUGAUUUGUGCUUAAUGGAGCUCAAGAAUAUAGUAUUGAACUUUGUGCAAUAACAAUAAAAAUAGUGAAAGAUAGUGUAUUAGUAUAUUCGGUUGUUUGUGAUGGAAUAAAUUCAAGCGUUUGGAUUAAUAUAUAAAUAAAUCUUGUUUAA